Molecule: messenger RNA, 2881 nt
Organism: Ctenopharyngodon idella (grass carp)
Lineage: Eukaryota; Metazoa; Chordata; Actinopteri; Cypriniformes; Xenocyprididae
Gene: sdf2
Product: stromal cell-derived factor 2
Exons: 3
Coding region: 64-732 (222 amino acids)
Source: RefSeq, a predicted model, not a curated record
ACGCGCUCCAUGUGACGUCAGUUAGGGUUUUUAAAGAUUAGUUUUACCAGGGCUCAACAAGCCAUGGACAAUUUGGGGUUAUUGCGGGUCCAGUUGUCUAUAAUAGUGUUAUUAUCAUGUAUGUUUACAUUGUCCCCUGGCAGUGAAAUGAGCUUUGUAACGUGCGGGUCGGUGGUGAAGCUGCUCAAUGUGAAACACAACGUCAGAUUACAUUCUCAUGAUGUCCGCUAUGGAUCCGGUAGUGGGCAGCAGUCAGUGACCGGUGUGACCGCAGUGGAGGACAGUAACAGUUACUGGAGUGUGCGGGGCACCAGUGACGCUGCAUGUCAUCGAGGGUCUCCGGUACAGUGCGGACAGAACAUCCGACUGACCCAUGUGAACACGGGCCGCAAUCUACACAGCCACUACUUUACUUCACCGCUUUCUUCAAAUCAGGAGGUCAGUGCCUUUGGUGAGAACGGCGAGGGUGACCAUCUGGACGAGUGGACCGUUCUGUGCUCAGGCUCAGUGUGGCAGCGGGAUGAGUCUGUUCGGUUUCGUCACACGGCCACUGAGGCUCUGCUGUCUGUGACAGGCGAGCAGUACGGCAGACCCAUCCACGGCCAGAGAGAAGUGCACGGCAUGAUGAUCAGCAGCUCGCACAGCUACUGGAGAACAAUGGAGGGCAUCUUCAUGAAACCCAGUGAGACUGGAUCCAGGGAUUUCAGCAGUCCAUUACACACUGAGUUUUAGAGAAACCUGAUGAACUCUUUAUUUUAUAGAGUUCUGUUCAUUCUUUACCAACUGGCUCAGAAAAGAGCAUUGAGCUGUUAUGAAAAACAGUUUGAUAAAUCAAAUUGUGCCUCAUGUUCAUUUUUAACACUUGAAGCAUAUGAUUUUAUAUUGCACAGCAUACACUACCGUUCAAAAGUUUAGGGUCAGUAAGUUUUUUUUUUUUUUUUUUUUUUUUUUUUUUCGUCCUAAAAGAAAUUGAUACUUAUGUUCUGCAAGGACACAUUAAAUUGUAUGAUUUCUAUUUCAAAUUGAAAUUCAUCAAAAAAUCCUGAAAAAAUGUUAUAUUUUUCCAUAAAAAAUAUAACUGUUUUCAACGGUUUCUUGAGCAGCAAAUCAACAUAUUAGAAUGAUUUCUGAAGGAUCAUGUGACACUGAAGACUGGAAUAAUGAUGCUGAAAAUUUAGCUUUGCCAUCAUAGGAACAAAUUUAAUUUUAAAAUAGAAAACAGUUAUUUAAAAUUGUAAAAAAUAUUUCACAAUAUUGUGGUUUUUACUGUUUUUUGUAUAUGUAAAAAAAAAAAAAAAAAAUCAACCUUGAUGAGCAUAAGAGACUUUUAAAAACAUAAAUCUUACUGACCCUAAACUUUUAAAAGGUAGUGUAUAAUAAGGCAAACAGAAAUUUUGGAAGGCAGAAAGAAGCCACUUUUAUCUUUUUAAACAAAUGUUCAGAAUUAAUUCCACAAUUUUACAGAUUUCAUGAUUAUAAGGCAAAAUUUCAGUCAGUGUUUUAACCGAGUUUCAACACAAGUUUUAACUUGUGGCAUGAAUGUUUUGAUUUAAUGGCCGUUAAUAUAUAAAAAUCAUGGCCAUCUUACAAGUAAUAUUUUAAAAAGAAUAAUAAUAAUUAAAAAAAAGAACAGCAAAUUUUUAAGUCAUAAAAAUCACCCACAACUGUUCUAAAAAAAAAAAAAAAGAAGUCAAAUAUAAAUUAAUUGCACACCAAACAAACUUGAAUUGCUUGAUGCUGACCUCAGUGUGAAAACACUACAGCAGAACUGCUACAGCUGCGUCUUAUUUCGAAAGGCUGCGUCCUCCGGAGGUCACAUUUGAAGGCUGUGUACGUCAUCGAGGCGGUCUCAUUUAAGAAAAGUAACUGUUAGAUUGCAAAGUAAGAAAGACAGUAUUUUACACAUCACAAGGAACAACAGUCAAUUUUAUUACGGUUACUUUUCUUAAAUAAGACAUCCUUGAUGACGUAUGCAGCCUUCAAAUGCGACCUCCGGAGGACGCAGCCUCCAAAAUGAGAGACAGCUGUUAUAUUGCAACAGUAUUAACAUUAAUCUUAUUAAGAGACUUGUGCUGUGUUAUGAUGUUUUGGCUAUUUUUCUAAAGGAAGCCAUGAGUCAUUUAUGAUGAAAGCUCCUGUACAGCCAUUAGUAUCAUACUUGCACACCUGAAUAUUACACUAGUAACACUUGGUAAAGCAAGUAUCUUUCUCCUAAUAAGGCAAUUUCCUAAGUAUACAUUAAGUAGGUAACAUCAUUGAUGCCACUAAAAUCAUUCAUUUAAUUUUCUAAUGCAUAUUUGAAAUUAAAACAAGUGCCUUUUUACUCUUUAUUCAUUUACAUUGAUUACAUAGAAUGCUGUAAAAUUUGAGUUUAAACAAUUGAUACAUGCAGAUUCCUUGAGAAUGAGGUUCCUUGAGGUGAUCUGUAAACAUUUUUCUUUUUUUUUCUGUUUACAUGGUUGGGGUCACAGCUGUAUAACGGAGAAUAACUCGGUACACGUUUUGAAGUAUUCCUCAAACAGACUCUAGAGUUUAUUACCUCAGACUAUCACAUUCUACUUCAGGCCUUGGAAAACAGUAUUUUUGUUUAAAUAUGUCAGUAUGCUUUGAUGGUUGUGUAGAUUCUUUAAAUUAAAGAGAUCAAGACUGGCUUAUUCAUUUACAGUCCUUCUUUUAUCAUAUUUAGAUAUGCACAGCUUGAGAAGAGAAGUGCAGAAAAAAAAUAGCAUGUCAUUUAUUUCAGUCUUAUUUGUAGAAAAUCCAACUGUGCCUCCUACUGGCCCAAACAAUAAUAACAAAAAAUGAUGAUGAUGAUGAUAACAAUUGUUGGAUGCAAAGAUAUGUUUAUUGUCAUGUUCAAUAAAUAAUUUUCUUUUAUUCA